Clonostachys rhizophaga is the source of this 549-nucleotide messenger RNA. Lineage: Eukaryota; Fungi; Ascomycota; Sordariomycetes; Hypocreales; Bionectriaceae. The record is from the annotation of a GenBank genome assembly.
AUGAUCAACUUCCGUGUACAGCCCGUGGCGGCCCUUCUCCUGAUCGUCAUUACGGCCCUCCUCAUGACCAUUACUCUCGUGCCCAACAGCCUCCCGCGUGCAGACAAUGUUCCCCUUGCUGUUCUUACGCAUACACUACUGUUCAAGUUCAGCGCGAAAGCCAGCGCUGAGGAUGUAAAAGCGGUGAGCACCCCCCCUUCAAUUGAUUCCGCCACGCGACGCAGCCAUGACAAUCCAUCCGACCAACCAGCUAACGCAGGGCAUCUUUCUGCCCAUUUCCAGGCCUGCGCUCGUUUCCUAAAACUAAAAGACGAUUGCAUUCUCCCAGGCAAGAAGAGGCCUUACAUUGUAUCAAUGCGCGGCGGCCAAGACAAUUCCCCCGAAGGUCUGCAGGACGGCUUCACACAUGGAUUCGUCGUGCAAUUCCACUCGGCCAAGGAUCGCGAUUACUAUGUCAACUCAGACCCUGCCCACCAGGCCUUCAAGGAGAGCAUUGCCAGCUUAGUGGACAAGGCCCUCGUGGUCGACUUUGACAAUGGCGUGUACUGA